UUCAGUAUUGAUAUGGACACAGUCGGUUAAGGUAGCACUUUUUGAGCGCCGUUCAGUAUUUUUGUUUUUCGUUUGUUGCCGAUUUUUUUUUGGGUUUUUGAAAAUUCGCGAUACUUCGAUAGAUUGCUGUUUUCUCAUUGCUAGUGUUCGGCAAGAAGUUUGUAUAGUAAAAUAAGAAGGUUCGAGAAAAAUCCAAUACAUUUUGAGUUGAAGAGAAAACUGUUUCAAAUGCCAUUUGAGAGUAACGAUGUGUUUAUUCAUGGAGAAAAAAAUCUGAUUCAAACAGGUCAAAACAAAAAGAUCACACCGAAUCAGGAAAAAGCAACGACCACCAUCGAAAGAAUAAUCGAUAUAAAAUUGAACCGGAAUAUAACUAGAACGUGUUAUAAAUAAUUGAGCCUGUUUGAACAGGACAAUCAACGUUGAGUAUAAAUUAAUUGGAGAGCAAAAACAACCAAAUAGCGAAGAAAGAACAAGUGGCCAACAAUUAUUGGAAGCAGAAAGAAAAAAAUGUUUCGAUUAAAAAAAUCCACAAAAUCAACGACAAAAACGGAAAUUCUAACGUCAUCGCAAGACAUACCGACGACAACGAAAGAUUGUAAAAAAUUAAUUCUUGACAACACACGAUGGGAGCGGCGAUUACAAAAGGAAUUGAUGUCGUUGAUAAAGGAACCUCCACCGAACGUGAUGAUUGACGCCGACAGUAUUAGCCAAAACCUAACUCAAUGGAAAAUAAACAUGGAUGGCGUCGAAGGAACACUGUACGAGGGGGAACACUUUCAACUGUUAUUUAAAUUUAAUAAUAAAUAUCCAUUCGAUUCGCCGGAGGUAACAUUCGUUGGACCAAACAUACCUGUGCAUCCGCACGUAUACUCAAAUGGUCAUAUCUGUCUAUCUAUUUUAACGGAAGAUUGGACACCAGCUUUAUCAGUGCAGUCAGUGUGUCUUAGCAUCUCAUCCAUGUUGAGUAGUUGUCGAGAGAAAAAGAGGCCGCCAGAUAAUACCUUAUACGUUCGAACUUGUAAUAAAAAUCCAAAGAAAACCAAGUGGUGGUAUCACGAUGACUCAGUGUAGAACGAAUCAUUAUGAAACUGUUGACAAUUGAAAUUAUUUAUAUAAUAAUGAGAAAGAAAAAGAAAACCAACAAAUCAAACAUAAAAUGAAAUGCUUUGUGGACAAUAUCAAUUGAAACCGGUUGACUUUUGCAAAUUCAUACACACGAUCACCCCCCCACCCCCUUCUCCAACACACACACGCACUCUCAAUCAAAUGGAAAAAAUAAAUUACGUACACAAUUUUUGUUGUCGUUCCUAUCUCUGAAAGAUGUAUUAAGUUGAUUUGAAGAAGGGAAAAACACAUUCCAUACAGAAGGACUAAUAUUAAUAAAUAUAUUCAUAGAGGCAUGGCAAUAGAUAAAUGAAUGAACGGAAACACAGAAUCCCACUUAAUACGUUUUAAUUUUUUUUAAAAUUCACGAAAAAAACAAAACAAUUUCAACACAGAAGAAUUGAUCGUGUUCGCAUGUAAUUUUGUUCUCUUGUUGUGUGUAUAUCAGUGCUGGAAGAAACAGAAAGAACACCGUUGUAAAUAAAUGUCCGAACUGGGAGGAAAUGAGGUAGUCAAUUAGAUACAGGUAGCAAAUAUUCAAAAUGGAUCACGUGAAAGAAAGCACCUAAAAUUUGUAUAAUUUUUAUUAUUAUUAUUAAUUGAGGCAGUUUUUUUUUUAUUUUGAGUUUCCUGGUCCCAAGUCACUAAUCUACAGUCAAUUGUUCAUUCGGCGACAACUUUUUUUUUCGACUUUUCUUGCAUAUAAAAACAAGGGUAUUUUCAAAUGAAAAAAAAAAUAAAUAGAACAGAGAACGAACACCGAAUAGAGAGCUAAAGACACUGAUUUCAGACAUGAUUACGUAUUCUUUUUCGUCUUAUUUGCAUUUUUAAGCCGUGUUCACUGUAUGAAUUGAAGAUGAACAGACUACCUUUUUUUUAAAAAACCUAGAAUACAAAUCAGAGAAUUUCAAUCACAACCUCAUUUCUGAUCAUGCAAUUUUGAUCAUAUAACUCUAUUCUAAUUGUCUUUUUUCUUCGUCUCGAGAGUCCGUAACAAAAAUAGUAAACACCUUUUUCCUGUUCGAAAAGUAUGUGAUGCUGCUUAUUGAAUUGUGUGUGCCUGGAUCAGCACUGCAAUAUAAGCGAAAAUAUAUAAUUCAUAAAGAAAACAUAUUAUAAGACGAUGAUUUAAAUUUUUGGAUUUUUUGUCGUAAGUAAUUGAUAUUUUUCUAAUUAAACUUAUUCAUUAGAACAAAUUAAAUAAUUAAAAUGGCUCAUACUAAACUGAA
Messenger RNA from Sitodiplosis mosellana (orange wheat blossom midge), 2336 nucleotides. RefSeq names its product ubiquitin-conjugating enzyme E2 W. The record is from RefSeq and is a predicted model, not a curated record. Bases 511 to 1074 code for a protein of 187 amino acids. NCBI's taxonomy places the organism in Eukaryota, Metazoa, Arthropoda, Insecta, Diptera, Cecidomyiidae. The transcript is spliced from 8 exons.